CCCGGCGCCACCGGGAGCGGCAAGAUGGCGGACGGUGACGGCUUAGGUGAAGCAGCAACUGCUGCGGCGUCUCCUCCUGCCCCUGCUCCUGGCCUGAGCCCGCCGCUGGGCUGGAGGGAGCGGCUGCGGGCCGGGCUGGCGGGCACUGGGGCCUCGCUGUGGUUCGUGGCGGGGCUGGGGCUGCUUUACGCUCUGAGGGUCCCGCUGAGGCUGUGUGAGAAUUUGGCAGCGGUGACAGUAUUUUUAAAUUCAUUGACGCCCAAAUUCUAUGUGGCACUUACAGGGACAUCUUCUUUGAUAUCAGGACUAAUAUUUAUAUUUGAAUGGUGGUACUUCCAUAAGCAUGGCACAUCUUUUAUUGAGCAAGUAUCUGUAAGCCAUUUGCGACCACUGAUGGGAGGAACAGAAGGCAGCAUUUCAGAGCCAGGUUCUCCUUCCAGCAGCAGAGAAAGUGAAACCAGCAGACAGAAUUUGUCAGAAUGCAAGGUAUGGAGAAAUCCUCUAAAUCUUUUCAGAGGAGCAGAAUAUAGGAGAUACACUUGGGUGACUGGUAAAGAGCCACUUACAUACUAUGACAUGAAUUUGUCAGCUCAGGACCAUCAGACCUUUUUCACCUGUGACACGGACUUUUUACGUCCUUCAGACACAGUUAUGCAGAAGGCAUGGAGGGAAAGAAAUCCUCCAGCUCGAAUCAAAGCAGCCUAUCAAGCUUUAGAAUUAAACAAUGACUGUGCUACUGCAUAUGUUCUGCUGGCUGAGGAAGAAGCAACAACUAUUGUAGAUGCUGAAAGGUUAUUUAAACAGGCACUCAAGGCAGGAGAAACAAUUUACAGGCGGUCACAACAGUGCCAGCACCAAAGCCCUCAGCAUGAAGCUCAAUUGAGGAGAGAUACCAAUGUACUGGUGUAUGUUAAAAGAAGACUGGCAAUGUGUGCAAGAAAAUUAGGAAGAAUAAGAGAAGCAGUAAAAAUAAUGAGAGAUUUGAUGAAAGAAUUUCCUCCUCUUACCAUGUUGAACAUCCAUGAAAAUCUCCUAGAAUCACUUUUAGAAUUACAGGCCUAUGCAGAUGUCCAAGCAGUUCUAGCAAAAUAUGAUGAUAUAAGCCUUCCAAAGUCAGCAGCCAUCUGUUAUACAGCAGCACUAUUGAAGACAAGGACUGUUUCAGAUAAAUUCUCUCCAGAAACAGCCUCCAGAAGAGGGUUAAGCACAGCAGAAAUUAAUGCUGUGGAAGCAAUUCAUAGAGCUGUGGAAUUUAAUCCUCAUGUUCCAAAAUAUUUACUAGAGAUGAAAAGUCUCAUUUUACCUCCAGAACACAUUCUGAAACGGGGCGAUAGUGAAGCAAUUGCCUAUGCUUUCUUUCAUCUUCAGCACUGGAAGCGAAUAGAAGGUGCUCUUAAUCUGUUACAGUGUACAUGGGAAGGCACUUUUAGAAUGAUUCCAUACCCACUAGAGAAAGGCCAUCUAUUUUAUCCUUAUCCCAGCUGCACAGAGACUGCUGAUAGAGAGCUAUUACCUCCGUUUCAUCAUGUUUCUGUUUACCCAAAGAAGGAGCUUCCUUUUUUCAUUCAUUUCACAGCAGGACUGUGUUCUUCUACAGCAAUGAUAGCUCUUCUCACACACCAGUUUCCUGAAAUCAUGGGUGUUUUUGCUAAAGCUGUAAGUAUGAUCUCAAGGACUUGUGCAGAGUAUUUGUAAAACACACAAGAAACCAUCUCUGAUCUGUUUGUGCUAAACCAGCUGAGCAGUGAAGAUAUUUGUUAUAGUAAAU
This is a messenger RNA of Eubalaena glacialis (North Atlantic right whale), 1768 nucleotides long. It is a transcript of the gene ST7L, whose product is annotated as suppression of tumorigenicity 7 like. The record is from RefSeq and is a predicted model, not a curated record. The transcript has 14 exons. Gene Ontology annotation, molecular function: protein binding. The coding region runs from base 25 to 1695 and encodes 556 amino acids. Lineage: Eukaryota; Metazoa; Chordata; Mammalia; Artiodactyla; Balaenidae.